Molecule: messenger RNA, 1932 nt
Organism: Aspergillus fischeri NRRL 181
Lineage: Eukaryota; Fungi; Ascomycota; Eurotiomycetes; Eurotiales; Aspergillaceae
Exons: 2
Coding region: 1-1932 (643 amino acids)
Source: RefSeq, a predicted model, not a curated record
AUGGUGCACUGCACGGAGGUUAUCAAAUUCACUGAGGCUCACCCAGGCAGAUCCGCAAAGGCUCCCUGGGUCGCGGGCUUUGCCCAGCAGGCCCGUGCCCUAGUCACGAAGCUGCUGGAUAGCCGAUUCCGUGACGCGGUAGCCGGUGACCACAGCACGCAGAACAGGGCCCCCGGCACGAAUGGCGCGGAAGCCGGCGAGCAUGGCUCGGCCACCUCCUCAUCCAUGACUCCCGGGGCCCGGGGGGUCCUUGGCUGGACCCAGCAGGUGCCAAGCAACCCAUCAUCUUCCUCCCCUGAACGUCACCUCCCUCCCUUAUUGCCCCCCUCCUCUCCCCCCGCCGCACCCCCCCGCAAUGACGAGAACCGCAUCCGGAUUCGGUGGCGCGGGCAUGGAAACGGCCCGGCCGCUAGCCCCUAUAAGCGAACUGCCGCUACGGCAAUCGUGAAUGAGAUACAGGGAAUUCUCUCCCGCAGCAGCCUCCCUGGCCUAGCCAGCGUGCAGGUAGCUGGGGCCCAGGUGCUUCGUAGCGGCGAUCUUGAUGUACCGGGAGCGCAUGAAGAGGCCUGGCUCCGGGCGUUGCCUAAGGGCGAGCAUGCCCAGAUCACCAAUCACCAGUACGCUGUCCUCGUCCACCAUGUCCCCAUUACCUAUCUCCCCUCCCAGAGCGCGGUGGAACGCCUCCAGGAGAAGAUCUUGCACUGCAACCCAGCACUCCGCGGCCCCAUAUUGCAUGUGGGCUGGUGCGGGAAUGACGCUGCGGCCCGACAGAGCAAGCAGAUAUCUUCCCUGGUGGUCUCCUUCCGGGAUGCGCAGUCAGCGAACCAUGCCAUUCGGAACCGAAUCUUUCUGGAUGGCACUCCGCUGCGCACAGAACUAUUUGACCCGCUCUGCCGGCUCCUACAGUGCACCCGAUGCCUAAAUUAUGGACACGCCCAGCCCGUUUGCACAGCUGAAAGAGUUACAUGCCUGUAUUGUGCUAACGCCCACGACAAGAAAUUCUGCAAGGUCAAAGGGGUCCCUUCCCAACACCGCUGCGCCGUCUGCCAUGGCCCUCACCAGGCCGACAGCAAGCAGUGCCCUGUACGCCAACAUGAACACCGACUAUCCCAUGCUCGACUACGAAACCGACCCCAAUUCUUCGCCAGCCCGCCCCAGCCAGCCGACCCGGCCCCGCUACAGCCACCUGCGCCACCGCACAGCACAGCCAGCACGGGGCCCUCCGGGCCUGAGAAGCCCGAAACGAUCGGCACGCCAUUACCGCAUCCAGAAGACACGCGUCAACUGGCCGGCCAGCCACUGUCACCAGUCGACGCAACCAAAACAACAUGCUCUCCCGCAAAGGCCCCCAUCCACCCAAUAAUUGAUGUUAGCCGCCAUCCAUUACUACGGCUGCAGCCAUCCCACUCCAUGCAAACUCGCUCGCGAAGCACCUCACCAAGGCGCCCCCAGCAAGCAAUAACUGCCCCAGCGCCUGCGGCAGAGCCAGCACCUUCGCCGCAGCAGCUGCCCACGUACGACACCAAUUUCUAUAUACCAGUGCCGACACCACCGCAGUCUGACGGCACCGACACCGGCACCAGCACCCCUAAACAGACAGUUAUCUCGGCUUCCCCGCCCCCGUCACUGCUCUCUAACCCGGCCCGACGUGUCCCUGGACUCUCCUCCCGCACGUCAAACACAUCAAGCCUCUCAGCCCUUUCGCAGACACCGUCACUACCGAGUGACCUCACCUGGGAGGUCCCCGGGCUACCAGCUAAACGGAAACGUGGCCACCCCCGCAGCCGCUCCGGUCACUGUCGGCCUGCCCCGAGCGCCCAGAGCACCCCGGAUCCACUUGACACUCCUGUCACCCCUAUCGCCGCGCCAAAACGUCACAAAAUAUCCACCAAAACCUAUGACACGGAAGACGACUGCACUACGCAGGCCUAA